Adineta steineri is the source of this 1407-nucleotide messenger RNA. The record is from the annotation of a GenBank genome assembly. NCBI's taxonomy places the organism in Eukaryota, Metazoa, Rotifera, Eurotatoria, Adinetida, Adinetidae.
AUGGCAAAUGAAACUAAUAGUAAAAUUGGUGAUUAUUAUAAUAAAACUACAACUUCUAAUAGUAUGUCUACAUUAGUUUCUAUUGAACAAUAUACGUCAAUAUAUGGACCAUUGGUAUUAACAACUCUUGGAAUAAUUGGUAAUAUUCUUUCAAUAUUAAUAUUUUUAUCUCCAAGAUAUCGUCGUCAAUCAUCACAUUUUUAUUUAUUAUCACUUGCAUUAUCUGAUCUUUGUUUUCUUCUUAUAUAUUUAAUUGAAGAUACAUUUCGUAAUCAUAAUCAAUUGUAUCAAUCUCGUUUAAAUAUUCUUGAUCAUAGUUCAACAAUGGUAUGUAUUUUCUUUCAAUAUGCACGAAAUAUAACAAGAUUUUUAUCAUCAUGGAUUAUUGUUUCAUUUACAAUUGAACGUCUUCUUGUUGUAUUCUAUCCAUUAAAACGAGCUGUUAUAUGUCGUCGUAAAAUAGCACGUUGUAUUGUUAUGAUUUUAUUUAUAAUGGGUAUUUUAGUCAAUAUAAACGUUCCAUUUCAUUAUGGAAUAGUUAAUGUAACAAAUGAUAUUGGACAACCAGAUACAAUAUGUGAUAUUCGAGUACAAUAUCGUGCAAUUUACAUGAAAUUUGCAAUCAGUACAAUGCUUAUUGUUUAUUUAAUGCCUAUGUGUAUAAUUGGUAUUGUUAAUAUGCUUAUUUGUUGUAAACUUUGGAGUAAAAGUUUAUUAACUGAAAAAGAUCAAAAGCCAAAAUCAUCACAACGAAAACAAAAAUCAAUGCAUUCACGUCGUUCAUUUUAUCUAUCUGAUUUAUUAUCAUGUUUACAUUCAUCAUCAUCUUCAUCAAAUUCUUUAAAAGAUACUGAAGAACAUAAAAGUCAACAAGAAUCUUCAACAAGUCAACAUCCAUCAUUUCGACCAUUGAUACCAAUUGAAAUACAUAUAUCAGAAACUAAUGAUUUUCGAGUUCCUGAUGAAACAAAAAGUCAAUCCAUGGUACGUUCAUAUUCAAAUCAACAACUAACUUGUCCAACAAUUAAAAAACAAUCAUCAGUAAAUGUUAAAAAUUAUAUUCAAUCACGAACAAAUCGUGUAACAUUAACAUUAUUACUUGUAUCUUGCUCAUUUUUAUUAUUAAAUUCUCCAUAUUGUGCUGUAUAUUUCGUCAACUAUGUUCAAAGUUUUCGUAAUACAGCAUUAAAUUCAAUCAAAGAAAUUACUGAAUUAUUCAUGUUAAUGAAUUUCUGUAUAAAUUUCUUAUUAUAUUGUGUUAGUGGAAAAGUAUUUCGUGAUGAACUUAUGUGUAUACUUCGAUGUCAAUGGAAACAAUUAUAUAAUAAAAAAGAAGGCAAGAAACAAGUUCGUCCAAUAAUAAAUCUACAAUUACAAGGAGUAAAUCGUCGUUCAGCGAAAAAAUAG